AUGUCUAAGAUCGAGAAGUUCAACCAGUUGUUAAACUGUCUUCGAGGACCAGCCCUUGAAACGGUUCGAGCUUUCCAGGUGACCGCAGACAACUACACAAAGGCUCUGGACCGCUUAAAGCAGCGCUAUGACAACCCGACUCUCGUAUUUUUGGAUAACAUAUCGUCACUCUUCGCAUUGCCAACUGUCGCCAAGUCAAAUGGUCAGCAGUUGCGCAGCCUAAUCGAUAAUGCAUCCGCAUUAUACAACUCGUUGCGUUCGUUGAGCACCGAGCCACAGAUUUGCGAGGCCAUGCUCAUCUCCAUAGUUAUGGGCAAAGUGGACCAGGAGACUAAGAGGAAGUGGAAUAAGUCGCUGGACUACACUACGUUGCCUUCGUGGGACAAAUGCGUUGGAGUCGUUGAACGUCAUUGUCAAUAUUUGGAAUCGGAUAAGAAGCCUCCUGCUGAAGCCCCUAUGAGUCAACCAGGUGGCCAUAGGUCGCGCUCGCAGAGGAAUCAGGCAAGUCUGUCCUUCAAUUGCACCACACAAACUUGUAACAUCUGUUCACAGACAGACCACAAGACCUUUAGAUGCCCAGAACUUAUCAAUCUCGCCCUAGAUAAUCGCCUCAAUGCACCAACUGCCCGUCGACGCGGAGGUGCCACUCAUGUGCACUACCGCAUCACUCGCUGCUUCAUCGGCCAUCGCCAGGAUCGGCCGCAGCUCCCUUGCCACUCCCUCAAGCGGAGCCUGUACAAGUUUCGGACGCAGUCGCGCAUACUCACACGGAGUCUCGUUCCGACUGUGAAUUUCAUAUCCGAGGAGUUUGCCCAAAGACUUCGACUGCCACGGAGCAAGCUCAACCUCGAGAUUCGUAGCAUUGAAUCGGAAAUUGACAUUUCUGCGUGGAACUUUCCGCAGCACUCAUCUCUUGCUGACGAGAGCUUUAACAAGUCUCGUCGGAUCGAUCUGCUUUUGGGGACGGAAACCUUCUUCGAUAUAUUGGCAGUUGGCCAAGUUAAAUUAGGAAAGGAUCUGCCCGUACUACAAAAAACACUACUUGGAUGGAUAGUGUCUGGUCGAUGUCGAGCUUAUCCCAGAACACUCCAUCAGUACUCAUCUAUCGCAUUAACAGAAAUUGACCAAAAAAUGGAACGGCUAUGGCGCAUCGAUCAUGUGGAGCCUCCUGAGAUCACACUUACGCCAGAGCAGCGAAACUGUGAAGAGUUCUACACCAAAACGGUACGACGUAAUUCAGAUGGUCGAUUGGAAGUACGACUUCCAUUUAAAGAUGAACCUACCGUUCUCGGAGCCUCAUUCGACAUUGCCAAAAGGAGAUUCCUCUCCCUCGAACGCAGCCUAUGCAAAAGGCCUGAGUUAAACACUCCGCAUUAUUAUAUUCCGCACCACUGCGUGCUCAAGCCUAAUAGCACAUCAACAAAGCUCAGAGUGGUUUUCGACGCAUCCUGCAAGACGACGUCCCAGAAAUCUCUCAACGACAUUCUGAUGGUCGUGCCGACCAUUCAGCCAGAUCUUUAUACACUACUCCUGCGUUUUCGGAUACAUCGCUAUGCCAUCACUGCUGAUGUGGUCAAGAUGUUCGCAGUCACAUGUUUGCCGAGGAUCGCAGAUUUCAAUACAUCUUGGAGAGCGUCGCCAUCGCAACCAUUGAGCACCUUCGAAUUGAAUACUGUUACAGAUGGCUUCCAAAUGCUAAAGGUCGGAGGGCGCCUGGAGCUAGCAGACUACCCAAAAACCCAAAAGCAUCCUGUGCUGCUCCCAGCUAAGGAUCCAUUGUGUCACAGUUCGCUCGCCAUCUUCAUCUACAGAACUAUCACGCCGGGCCACGGACGCUCGUCGCUUUAA
Drosophila santomea is the source of this 1848-nucleotide messenger RNA. RefSeq lists its product as uncharacterized. The coding region runs from base 1 to 1848 and encodes 615 amino acids. The transcript is spliced from 6 exons. The record is from RefSeq and is a predicted model, not a curated record. NCBI's taxonomy places the organism in Eukaryota, Metazoa, Arthropoda, Insecta, Diptera, Drosophilidae.